Drosophila busckii is the source of this 2291-nucleotide messenger RNA. Its product is annotated as sodium/hydrogen exchanger 9B2. Gene Ontology annotation, molecular function: antiporter activity. The record is from RefSeq and is a predicted model, not a curated record. The transcript has 6 exons. Gene Ontology annotation, cellular component: membrane. The coding region runs from base 132 to 2165 and encodes 677 amino acids. NCBI's taxonomy places the organism in Eukaryota, Metazoa, Arthropoda, Insecta, Diptera, Drosophilidae. Gene Ontology annotation, biological process: proton transmembrane transport.
CGCACUGUGCGUUUUUUAACACAAAAAAAGAAAAGAAAAGUAAAAGUUCAACGAGUGCGUGUGAGCAACUAGACAAGUAGCUAAUCCAGAUAAAACCUACGCAAACGAGCAAGCAACGAAAACAAACUACAAUGACGGCCAAUGGGGAGCCUGCUGCAAGCGAAGAGCAAGUGCAACAUGCGCCCAUGCCAAAUGGUCGCAGUGCCGUCAUAGAGACUCAGCCGAAGCGUCGCGUGAGCAUUAUAGCCGAUGGGCCCAGCGGUGGCGCCACUGGCAAUCUGAAUGUUGGCGGUGGCUACGAUAAUCCUGCCUUUGAGCAAAAUCCCAGACGCAAAAUAUCACAGACUUCUACGCAUUCGCAUAGCGAAAUUGGUCCUGCACGCCGACGUAGCAUAUUGAAGGACACUUCCUGUUAUAUUGACAACGAAAGUGAUCGCGGCUCCACGCACAGCUUUGAAAAUUACAGACACAACACAACGCUGGAGGCAAUCAAUGGCAAAUAUUCUGGACACCAGCAGCCGAAUGCGAGUUCACAUGACAGCGCCGGCACCAACUAUGUGGAACAGUCUUGGGUCUACAAUCUGUGCCUAAAGUGUCGUGGCGAUGAGCCUAGCGAAGCUUGGGAGCCAUCCUUCUGGCAAAAGAUAUUCCCCUAUCCGCUCUGCCCCACAUUCAGAACUUUUUCGCGUUUACUAACACUUAUCACAAUAGGCGUGCUUAUAUGGAUUGUGGCCUAUGUUAUAAUUGGACACGCAGCUGCUCCGGGUGGGCAGCUGUUCAGUCUGGUGGUGCUAACAGUGGCAGCCAAUUUUGGUGGCUAUCUAAUGAGCUUGACCACGCUGCCACGCCUCAUUGGCAUGCUAAUGGUUGGCAUUUUAUUUCAGAAUGUAGGCUGGGUGGAUCUCGAUGGAGAUUUUGCCAAAGUCACUGCGCAUUUGCGUAAAUUUGCUUUGACCAUCAUAUUGACACGAGCUGGUCUCGAAAUGGAGCCCGAGGCUUUCAAGAAGGUGUACAAGACUAUACUGAAGCUGGGCAUAGUGCCGUGGAUUGUGGAGGCAUCGGCCAUGGCCAUCAUGUCGCACUUUCUGCUUAGUUUGCCUUGGAUUUGGUCCUUUCUACUUGGCGCUAUAAUUGCAGCCAUUUCACCAGCUGUGGUGGUGCCCUGUCUGUUCAGACUGCGCAGCAAAGGCUAUGGCGUCACCAAGGGCAUACCCACGCUGGUGGUGGCGGUUGCCGGCGUGGACGAUGCGCUGUCUGUUGCCAUCUUUGGCAUCAUUAGCACCAUUAUGUUCUCGGACAAGGGUUUGGCCUUUCAGAUUGCUCAAGCGCCCGUUUGCAUAUUGGGCGGACUGGCGUUUGGCGUUGUCUGGGGCUCGUUGGCACGCAUCUUUCCCGAGAAGGGCGAUGCCUAUGUCGUGCCCUUGCGCACUUUGAUGCUCUUCACUGGCAAUCUGGUGGCCAUCUAUGGCAGUGAGGAGCUGGGCUUUGAAGGCGCCGGUCCACUGGGCGUUGUGUUUUCCUCCUUCAUUUCCAAUUUGUUCUGGUGCAAGGAUGGCUGGGAGGUGGAUGAGAAUCCAGUGAGCACUGCGUUUGAAAUCUUCUGGAUGAUCUUUGAGCCCAUACUCUUUGGCCUUACGGGCUCCACCAUCAAAAUCAAUGAGCUGGACUCGCACACCGUUUCCUUUGGUGUGGCCAGCAUCUUUGCUGGCGUCAUCAUACGCAUCUUAAUAACCGCCGGCAUUGCCUUUGGCGAUCGGCUCAACACCAAGGAGAAGUUCUUUGUGGGCCUGGCCUGGAUGUCCAAGGCUACAGUGCAAGCUGCGCUGGGUCCAGUGGCUGCCAAACAUCUCGGCGAUGAUGCCUCCGAGGAUGAACGCAAGUGGGCGCAAACAGUGCAAACUGUCUGUGUGCUUAGCAUUGUCUGCACUGCUCCCUUGGGUGCCAUUCUAAUAUCUCUGGCUGGUCCACGCAUGUUAACCAAGACGAAGCAGCCACAGAUUCUGACUGGCUGGCGCCGCAGUCAUCGUCCUUCCAUACGCGACAUUAGCAUCAUCGAUGAGGAGGAGGAGCGCGAGGAUCCCGAGGUGCCUGCGGAUAAGGAAACAUUAGAUAAUACACAAAGCAAUGCGCAUUUACCUGCGCUGGCGUUUAGCGCUAAUAAAUAAUUAACGCUCUCCCCCCCUUAACAUUGUCUACAGUUUAGUUGUUGGCUUGUGCGAUCUUAUGUUGAUUAUAUUUAUACUAUAUAUUGUAUUAUAGUUUAGUAGUGCCUUUCCAAAUAAUAAAAGUUU